Salpingoeca rosetta is the source of this 2373-nucleotide messenger RNA. RefSeq lists its product as uncharacterized. Bases 440 to 1489 code for a protein of 349 amino acids. Gene Ontology annotation, molecular function: glutathione transferase activity. NCBI's taxonomy places the organism in Eukaryota, Choanoflagellata, Craspedida, Salpingoecidae. The transcript has 6 exons. Gene Ontology annotation, biological process: glutathione metabolic process. The record is from RefSeq and is a predicted model, not a curated record.
CUGCGUCGUCAUUAUGACGGGAAGACAACGCAAAGAGGGAAGCAACGAAACGAACAAGCAAAGCAGCAGCAGGGCGAGGACAACGACCAAGAACGCACACGCACACGCACACAAUCGAGAGGAAGAGCCACCACACCCACACACACACCCACACACGGACGUCAAGCAAGCAAGCAAGCACAGAAACAACGAAACACACAACACCACCACCACCACCACCCACAACAUCUGUCAUUCUCGUCUCAUCAUUCCACGUUGCCGCAACCAGCUGCCGCUUCAUUCCUCCAACAACAAGCAAGCAAGAAGCAAAGCACCAGCAACGAAGCAGGCACUGCCUCUUGAUUGAGCGCUUGAACACUGGACCCGUGCGUGCGUGAACCACGACAGCCUGAGGAACGCAUCACCGACCUAGCAACAACACCCUUGUUGUCUUGGCGCCAUGUCGCAGUCUAAGGAGGGCGAAUGCAACAUGUCUGCGUGCUGCGGAGGCGAGUCACCCAUGCCUACGGAUGGCUCUAAACCCAAGUAUCGCCUCGUCUACUUUGACAUUCGUGGGCGCGCCGAGCCAGCUCGGUUGGCGUUCCAUCUGGCCGGCGUCGAGUUUGCGGAUGUGCGCGUGUCGCGCGACCAGUGGUGCAAGUUGAAACCCAAGUGCCCUUACGGGCAGCUGCCCAUCCUGCAAGUGGACGGCCAGAUCAUCGCACAGAGUAGCGCCAUCAUCCGCUUCGUGGGCAAGAAGACAAACCUGUACCCCGAGGAUCACAUGGAGGCAGCAAGGGUGGACGAGGUGAUUGGUCUCAUCGAAGACAUCAACUGGCUCAUCAUCCCGACCAUCAAAGAGCGCGACAUGGAGCGGAAGCUUGCGAUGCGGCGGGAGCUUGCAACAGACCUUCUCCCGCGCUGGCUCGCCGUGCUCAACUGCAAGUUCAGCAACGGCUACGUCCUCGGCCCAGACCGCAUCUCCAUCGCCGACCUCACCGCCUUUACCCUCAUCGGAUGGCUCACAAUGGGUGUGAUGGACGGCAUCCCAAAGACGAUUGUGGACAAGCACGCCAACCUGAAGGCGCUGCAGGCGCGAAUUGCGAAACAGCCAAACCUGCAGGCGUACUUUGACAAGCACUACAGCAAGGACCCCGUGGAGCAGGCGAAGGUGUUCAUGCAGGUCAAGGAGUACCUCACUGCCGCCCUCAACAAGAAGCACUGCUGCACCGAGACCAGCGAGUGGACCGAGAAGGAGCUGAACAAGCUUGGCGAUGGCUGCGGUGACCCCACUGCAGCAGCACCAUCAUCAUCGUCAUCGUCAUCGCCGCCAUCGUCGUCAUCAGCAGCGGCAGCGAAGACAGCAGCGGGCGGACGGGACGACGCGGCGACAGAGGGGCCGCCCGCAAAGAAGGCAAAGGCUGCAGCACACAAUGCCCAAGACAACAAGCAGCAGGAGCAGAAGGACAAAGAGCAGAAAGGUGGCAAGGCAGCAGCGACCAAGGCAUAAGGCCACCACUCUCGUGUCUGUCAUUCCUGCUGACACACCACUCCAGCCGUCCGCACCAGCCUUGAUGUUCAAUCCCACACAUGUCAUGUCAAGCUACUCCUUCUCGUCAUCCUCCCAUCAUCCUCUCGUCAUCUCUGUCACACAUGACAACCGUUCCCACCACUCGUCUCACUCUCUUUCCCUUUGCCUUUCUUUUCAGCAGCCCUCCCUCCUUCCUACGCUUCUCUUGUACUAUGAAGUCGUCUGUGCUUUCCUCCCCCUCUCUCUUCUUUCUCUCUCCUUUUUCUCUCUGAGUUUGCGCUCUCUAUUUGACCUGUCACGUGGCGUCUCUUUGUUCUUUUGAGGCCUGUGCGUGCUCUGUUACAACACCCCAGCAGCUCACCUGACGCGCACUGUACCUUUGACUCUCUUGAUUUGCUGCGUCUGUCUUGAUUUCGCUUCUUUUGGUCUCCCUUAGCUUCCCUUCCCUUCCCCUCCCCAUUGGUGAUGUUGUGCACGUGAGUGCCUUCGUCUCCCCCUUUUGCCUUGGCGCACUCGUGACCGUCCUUAACCACCAGCCAACCCAGCCCACCACCGUGUUCUUGUGGAGUAGCUCACGCUGUUGUGUGGUGUGCGUGUGUGCCUCUCCCGAGUCUGUGUGGUGUUGGUGAGCUGCUCACGGGUGCCGUUCUGUCGAUCAGUGUUCCUUUAUGGCUGUUCGCACAGGAUGUGAACACCCGCAGCGAGCCAGCGAGGGCUUGGGAGGGCUCUAUCUCCACAGCGCUGCUCUCCACAGCACUGCUCUGCACAUCUCCUUAUCCCUCUUACCCUUCCUCUCCACCCACUCGCUUUUCUCGCCAUCCACAAGACUUCGUAGAGAGUUAAGUAAACCCCCCUCACACAUG